Messenger RNA from Syngnathus acus (greater pipefish), 1118 nucleotides. RefSeq names its product phospholipase A and acyltransferase 2-like. Gene Ontology annotation, biological process: N-acylphosphatidylethanolamine metabolic process. Bases 231 to 752 code for a protein of 173 amino acids. NCBI's taxonomy places the organism in Eukaryota, Metazoa, Chordata, Actinopteri, Syngnathiformes, Syngnathidae. Gene Ontology annotation, cellular component: cytoplasm. The record is from RefSeq and is a predicted model, not a curated record. The transcript has 4 exons. Gene Ontology annotation, molecular function: glycerophospholipid phospholipase A1 activity; A2-type glycerophospholipase activity.
GUCACUGAAUUGUUUAUCUAAUGAUGUAGCCAAUGAGAUCAUGUUAAAAUUUUUUUACAGACAACACCAAUAUCAGAUCAUAACACGCAGUAACAAGCUUGCAAUGCAGUCCAACCUGCUUGAACACAACGCGUCAACUCAUUUAGGCAUGCAUGCAUCAAAGUGUUCAAACCUGAAUUGCACACACACACACAAGUCAACCUCGAGCUAAGCAUUCAGAGGACUCCAUCAUGGACCUGGAGGCGCAGGUUGAGGAGAUCUCGUCAAAGGCCAAAUUUGGAGACCUGAUCGAGUUCUCGUGCCCGAUCGGCUACUCGCACUGGGGCUUGUACGACGAAGAUGGCUAUGUGUUGCACUUUGGCGUGACAGACGAGACGCAGCUCAUGAACAACUUCCGCACCACUCUGCAAAGCGCGUUCCCCAUGGCCGGUGAUAUGCUCAUGGGCGUGACCCGCAUUCGCCGGGUGCCAAUGGGCGAGGUCAAUCUCCCCAAAGGCGUCCGCGUCCUCAUCAGCAACAACCGGCAUGCUUUCAAGCCGUCAUCGCCCGAGGAGAUGAGGCGACGCUUCGACGCCCUGAAGGACGUGGAGCUGCCCUACAACUUUCUCUUCAUGAACUGCGAGCAUUUUGUCACAUUUGUGCGUUACGGGAAAGCCAUCUGCAACCAGAUUCUCACCAAGCCCCAAAAUAGAGAGACCAAGUCAGCCACCAGAAUCUUACGGGACAUCGUUGACUCUAAAAACCUUUCCUAAUCACACAAACACACACACACACACACACACACACACUCAACACAUACAAUGGUGUGUAGAAAUUUGUAAAUAGAAGAUCAUAUCAAGUCAUAUUAGGAAAUCUGCUGACUUCAAAAAUAAGAUGAAUACUUUCCUAAACGGCGAGGCAAUGAGCCAUCAGCUCCAGCAGACGGCGCUGUGGUGAGUAAAAGCUCGCCGUGUUCCUGCUUUUUAAUGACCAUUACCGCCACCUACAGGACUGGAGUGGAAAACAUGAAGUACGCAUAGGCUUGUUUGGCCUUGACGGAGGUUCUGGCUGUCUAAAAUAUAAAGAUAUACUCGUUUGCAUUGACUGUCACAGAAUUGUGCACCUAAUAAAGUUGCCAA